This is a messenger RNA of Phalaenopsis equestris, 3329 nucleotides long. Its product is annotated as probable inactive receptor kinase At5g10020. Bases 131 to 3229 code for a protein of 1032 amino acids. Gene Ontology annotation, biological process: protein phosphorylation. The transcript is spliced from 3 exons. NCBI's taxonomy places the organism in Eukaryota, Viridiplantae, Streptophyta, Magnoliopsida, Asparagales, Orchidaceae. Gene Ontology annotation, molecular function: ATP binding; protein kinase activity; protein binding. The record is from RefSeq and is a predicted model, not a curated record.
UACUUCUUCUUCAAAGCUCUCUCCUUUACCCUGAACAGAAGAUAGGAGCGAUUUCCUCCUUUAUCUGUUCCCUUCUUCUUCGUUUAUUUCUCCAUUUCUACUUUAUUAGGGUUUCAGUUCAGUUCAGUCCAUGGCGGCGCACUCUCGCUUCCUUCUCCUCCUCCUCCUGUCCUUCGGGGUGUUAACGCAGGCACAGGUCUCUUCGGACACUCUCUCGCUGCUGGAGUUCAAGAAGGGCAUUGCCGACGAUCCCACUGGUGUGGUCCGUAACACUUGGAGCCCGGUGGCAUGGGAUUCUGCGGCGGUGGUAGACUCCUGUCCGCGCUCUUGGCACGGGAUCUCCUGCGACGAAUCUGGCUCCGUCGUCACCGUCGCGCUUAUCGGUCUAGGUCUUUCCGGCGAGAUCAAGUUCAACACCAUUGUUGGACUGAGGGCGCUUCAGAACCUCAGCCUCGCGGGCAAUUCGUUCACCGGCCGCCUCGUGCCGGCCAUUGGGGACAUGACCUCUCUGCAGCACCUUGAUUUGUCUGGAAACCGUUUCUACGGCCCUAUUCCCCGGAAAUUAACCAACCUAUGGGGCCUUGUUCAUCUUAAUCUCUCGUCGAACGGGUUCAAGGGCGGAUUCCCAGCCGGGAUCCAGAAUCUCCAGCAGCUGAGGGUGCUUGACUUGCGGUCCAAUGAGCUAUGGGGGGAGGUGGGUGCAGUGCUCUCGGAGCUGAGGAACGUGGAGCAUGUGGAUCUGAGCAGAAACAAUUUCUAUGGUGAUUUGUUCAUGGAUUCCAGCAACCUCUCGAGCUUGGGCAAUACUGCAAAAUACAUGAACCUUAGUUUUAAUCGGCUAAAUGGGAGGUUCUUCUCAAAUGAUUCUAUUGGGGUAUUUAAGAGCCUGCAAGUCCUGGAUUUGAGUCAGAAUGACCUCAUUGGCGAGCUCCCUUCCUUUGGUUCCCUGUUUAAUCUGAAGGUUUUUCGUGCUGCAAACAAUCUGCUUUCUGGGCCGAUACCUGAGGAUCUAUUUGGCGAUUCAAUUCAGCUGAUGGAGCUUGAUCUCAGCGGGAAUGGAUUUACAGGAAGCAGCGAAACUGUUAGUUCUUCAACUUUGAAAUUCCUAGACCUUUCUUCAAAUUUAAUAUCAGGCCAAUUACCCUCUAACCUUGCUAACUGUAUAUCAGUGGAUUUGAGUAAGAACAUGCUCUCAGGAGAUCUAACGGCAAUGCAAAAUUGGGGUUAUACAUUGGAGGUUAUCAAGUUGAGCUCAAAUGAUUUGGCAGGCUCUCUACCUUCUGCAUUAGGAAGCCACCCUAAGCUAUCUAUAGUUGAUCUUAGUCUAAACAAACUUACAGGAUCUGUGCUUCCAAGUCUCUUCACCUCAUUAACUCUGACAUGUUUGAAUCUAUCAGGAAACCACUUUAACGGUUCAAUUCAGUUUCAAACUUCGCACCCGACUGAAUCAUUGACUAUACCUUAUAAUCAUUUACAAAGCCUUGAUUUAUCUAACAACUCAUUAUCUGGUUCAGUACCUCCUGAAAUCAGUAGUAUGCCAAGCCUUCAAGUUUUACGUCUUGGAAAAAAUACUUUAUCUGGGGAACUGCCUGUUGAAAUAAGCAAACUCGGUGGAUUGGAAGUUCUCGACCUCUCUUUCAAUCAUUUUAAAGGAAGGAUUCCAAAUAUGCUUCAGCCAGAUCUUAAGCUAUUUAAUGUUUCCUAUAAUGACCUUUCGGGUGAAAUUCCUCAAAGUUUGUUGAAGUUUCCAAUGUCAUCAUUUUUUCCUGGAAAUUCUUUGCUAGUUUUUCCCAACCACAUUUCUUUUGGGAAUAAUAACGGUGCUGUUAAUGAAAACAUGAGUCAGCAUAAGCACUCAAAGGCUGGCAUUGAAAUUGCGCUUAUUGUUGGUUCAAUUGGAGCUGUGCUACUGAUAUUCUUCUUGUUCAUCGCAUUCCGAAGGACAAGAUCCCAAGAAUUUUGUCUGAAGAGCGGGCUUAGAGGACAAGUUACUGGAAUGGAUGUCAAGGGUAUAUUUGGGCAUCCCAACAGGUUCAAAGGUUCAAAAGAUGAUCCAUCACCAACUUCAAUCAGUUUUUCAAACGACCAUUUACUAACUUCUACUUCUCGAUCAACAUCUGUGCGGAAGGAUUUAUUAACGGAGUCAAUGGAAUACGGCUACGGCUAUUUGGAUUCCAGGAAUUCUGCUGCGGAACCAUCAUCUGGUCUUUCAAUGAUGGAAUGCAAGUCUUCACCCGGUUCUCCUUUGUCUUCCUCACCUCAUUUUGCUGAUUCCCAUAUAUCUGAGCAGCCGGUGUUGUUGGAAGUAUAUUCGCCUGAUAGGUUUUUAGGAGAGCUAUUUUUUUUGGAUCUUUCUCGAACAUUCACGGCUGAAGAAUUAUCAAGAGCUCCUGCUGAAGUUCUUGGGAAAAGCAGUCAUGGAACAUCAUAUAAAGCAACCUUGGAUGGCGGACAUAUUUUGACUGUCAAAUGGUUGCGAGCCGGUCUAGUCAAACAUAAAAAGGAGUUUGCUAGAGAAGCAAGAAGAGUUGGAACCAUCAGACAUCCAAAUGUUAUCUCAUGGAGGGGCUAUUAUUGGGGUUCCAGUGACCAAGAAAGAUUAAUUGUUUCAGACUAUAUUAUUGGGGAUAAUUUGGCUCUCUAUCUGUAUGAUUCUACAAGGAGCAGAUACUCCAGGUUAUCAGUUAGACACAGACUAAAAGUAGCCAUUGAUGUAGCUCGCUCCUUGUAUCAUCUUCAUAAUGAUAGAAGAUUACCCCAUGGUAACCUGAAACCAACAAACAUACUCUUGACCAGUCCGGAUCUAACGGCAAGACUUACAGACUACGGUCUUCACCGUCUACUAACCCAUAACAGCAUUGCCGAGCAGAUUUUAAAUCUCGGAGCGCUUGGUUAUCGAGCUCCUGAAUUGGCCACAAGCAAACCCUUGCCAUCAUUCAAAGCUGAUGUUUAUUCUUUUGGGGUAAUAUUGAUGGAAUUGCUGACAAGAAAAUGUGCUGGCGAUAUAAUCUCCGGUCAGUCUGGUUCCGUGGACCUUGUUGAUUGGGUCCAAAUGUGCGCCAGAGAAGGACGUGGAUCAGAUUGUUUUGAUAGAGAUAUUGUGGGCUUAGAUGAAGCUCCAAAUGUAAUGGAUGAACUGCUUGCUGUGUCACUAAGAUGUAUUCUUCCUGUAAAGGAGAGGCCUGACAUUCAGACCAUAUUCCAAGAACUGAGUUCCAUAACAAUUUGAUAUUCCUGUACAUGUUUUUUGGAAUUAAUUUGCCAUUUAUUUUUUUCUCUUGGCUUGAAAGCUGGUUUUCCAAUGUCAGUCUAAAAAGACUGAUCCAUUU